AGGGGCUCCUGUUUCCGCAAUUAAACCACAAGUAUGGGCCCAUUUUGCGUGCAGUAUUGGCCAGUUACUCCAACCAGCCCAGCUCCAGCCAGAAGUUCAAAACAUUCCUGGGGUGUUCGCAGACUUCCUGGAGCAACCUCGUAUUAGUAAAGGUUUUUGCCCGUUGGUUGGCCACCCCCGCACAUUCCAGGAUAACCUGAGUGACCGUUUCGCCCUCGGCAAGACAGCCUCUGCACUUAGAACUGUAUUUAAGGGCGACUUCAAUUAUUGCACGCCUCUCAUAGGUAGUGCUCUACUCCCGACGUGUCAAAAAAAGCAGUUUUCUCAUAGUCAAAUGGCUUGUUUUAUUUACAUAGUACUUACAGGUUAAUAUGAGAGCACGUACCAAGUCAAAUAAUCUGUGAGGUAAAAUAUAUAAUAAAGUAUAUAUUAUGUCAGUAACAAUUAUUCUAUUUAACAAAGUAAAUAAUAACAUUUAAAAUAAUCUUUUAUGGAUGUCCGUGUGUAGGUAGAUAGGUGUAUGUGGCGGGGAAAUUGGUCGAAAAAAUUAUCGUGCCGGAAUAUUUUUUUUUAUUAUCUUAAGUCAUUUAUUUGUCAUUUAAUUGUACUUCACUGUCACUUCUGUAGGCACGUGUGUUGACAGUGAACUCCUCCUAAACGGCUGGACUGGAAUGAAUUUUUUUGUGUUUGUACAAGUGGAUUCGAGGAUGGUUUAGAUUCUCAAUUCAGUCCAUAUAUUAUUCUCCGGCCUGUGUGUAUGUUAGUGAAAUCCUACUAACGGCUGGACCGAUUUUUUAAAUUUAAGACGUGUACACAGGACAACGUCUGUCGGGGCUGCUAGUUAUUUAUAAAAAAAACUAUAUUGAAUAAAUGAAUGAAAACUUUAUUAAUAAUAAACACACAGAAUAAAAGAAUAAGUAAAAAAGACUUACAUAGGAAAAAAUAAUAUUUAAGUAUAAAUAACACAAAAAAAUACAAAUAAUAUAUUAUGUAUAAUAUUAUAGUGACUAUCUAUAUCUAUAUAUAUUUUUAUAUAUUACAUCGAUUCUAGGCGUUAAAAAGUACAUUGAUUGAAAUUUCUUCUACUUUCAGGUUGUGCUGACACACACCAAAAAUAUUACAAAGAACAAACCGUACGAGUUUAUGAAGCCCUGGCUCGGAACUGGCCUUUUGAUUAGUUCAGGAUCGAAAUGGCACAAACGUCGUAAAAUCCUGACACCAGCAUUCCACUUUGACGUCCUGAAGAGCUUCGCGAGGGUUUUCGUGGAAUCAAGCCGGUUGAUGGUGAACGAGCUGAUACAGCAGCUGCAGAAUGAAAAAGAUGUGCUAAAUGUGUUGCCCUUCAUCAGUGAUUUUACACUUAGUACUAUUUGUGAAACUGCAAUGGGAACAAACUUAAAUAGUGUUGAAAUUGACGAAACUAAAUUGGAAUACAAGCAAUCCAUUCUAGACAUCGGAACUCUAAUAAUGAUGCGUUUAACAAGAUUUUGGUUGCACCCCGAUAUAAUAUUUAAUAAUCUACCGAUUGGGAAAAGAUUCAAAAAAUGUCUUGAAGAUAAUAAUUCAUUUACGGACAGAGUUAUAGAAGAGAGAAGGAAGAAAAGGAGAGACACAGAAGUAGAAGUUAAUGGUGGUAGAAGAAGAAUGAUGUUGCUUGAUCUAUUACUUGAUGCUGAAAGUAAAGGUGAAAUCGAUUUAAGCGGGAUAAAGGAAGAAGUGAAUACGUUUAUGUUUGAGGGUCACGACACCACAGCAAUGGCGUUAACGUUUGGCUUGAUGCUGUUAGCUGACCACGAGGAAGUGCAGGAUCGUAUACACGAAGAGUGCAAAAGUAUAUUUGGUGAUUCAAUGCGAACUGCGAAUCUAAGCGAUUUGGCUGAGAUGAAGUAUUUGGAGGCCACAAUAAAAGAAAUACUGAGGCUGUACCCUAGCGUGCCCAUAAUUGGGAGGAUGAUUGAAGAAGAUUUUAUGUUGGAUGACAUUCAAGUGACAAAGGGUAACGAAGUUGUACUUCACAUCUAUGACCUACAUCGUCGCGAGGAUCUCUUCCCUGAGCCCGAGCAGUUCAGACCAGAGCGGUUUCUCAGUGGAGAGAAGAUGAACUUCACCUAUGUACCGUUCAGUGCUGGACCGAGAAACUGUAUAGGUCAACGAUUUGCGAUGCAAGAGAUGAAAUACAUGCUGAGUGAGAUGAUUCGCCACUUCAAAUUAUUCCCCACUGUCAAGAACUUCAAGCCCACUAUGAAAGCCGACCUGGUCCUCCGAACCGAUGAUCCUGUCCGCAUCAAGUUUGCUCUGCGAUGAAGAAACACUGUAGUAACCCUAGAGUUUUAUAUAAUAAAUAAUAAUGUAGGUGUAGUAUUUCAUAA
Messenger RNA from Leptidea sinapis, 2369 nucleotides. Its product is annotated as cytochrome P450 4C1-like. Lineage: Eukaryota; Metazoa; Arthropoda; Insecta; Lepidoptera; Pieridae. Gene Ontology annotation, molecular function: oxidoreductase activity, acting on paired donors, with incorporation or reduction of molecular oxygen; iron ion binding; heme binding. The transcript is spliced from 7 exons. The coding region runs from base 1144 to 2304 and encodes 386 amino acids. The record is from RefSeq and is a predicted model, not a curated record.